Molecule: messenger RNA, 2172 nt
Organism: Bemisia tabaci
Lineage: Eukaryota; Metazoa; Arthropoda; Insecta; Hemiptera; Aleyrodidae
Product: PIH1 domain-containing protein 1
Biological process (GO): box C/D snoRNP assembly; rRNA processing
Cellular component (GO): cytoplasm; ribonucleoprotein complex; R2TP complex
Source: RefSeq, a predicted model, not a curated record
AUGACACAUUGUCUCUGAGUAACACAACACCAGUACUUGAGUAAAGCACAUUUAAUUAUUUAAUUUGAAUCAAUCCUCGGACCUCGGACUUUGUGUAUCCUCGCUGCAGCUAUCUCCUUUCUCACCAUCACGUAUCGUUUUAAUCUUGUUAGUCACUUCAUUUCACUUUCUCUAAAAUGAGUUCGAAACAACUCUUGGAGAUAGACUCGUCAAUCUUGGAAAGAAAUCUCAUGUUAAAUGAAGACCUACUAAAUGUGCCUGAUGACCCACUGAAUCUUUUCUCGAAUCAAGAAAGUUCACCAUUCAAACUAGUCAAACCAAAUCCAGGUUUUUGUGUCAAAUUCAGAGUACGUGACAAUCGAAAAGUUUUUAUCAAUGUCUGCCACACGGAAGAACUUCCUGCGCCAAGAGACAUCUCUGAAGAUGAACUGGCAGAAAUCAUUCAAUCGGAAGAGAUUCCAGACUUUAAAAUCCCCAUGAGUAUAGGGGACCCACAUGAGGAGGUGGACAAAUCUGGAGGCUCUGCUACUGCAUAUGACAUAGCUAUCAAUUCAAAAUUUUUUAAAAAAAUUCAGGACAGCAAGUCCUUUAAUUUUUUGUUUUUGAUGAUCGCGAUAGAAGGUGUAGAAAACAAGUUCAAUAUUGAACUAAACAAUGACUACACUAUUUUACAAAACAGGAAGUUCCUCGGAAAUUUACAGUACCACAGAAUAAGGCAGACCCAGACAGGAAAACAGGAGAAAAAACAGAAAUGUCUCAUAGAAGAAAUCCCUCCAACUACCUCUGUGGAGAAGAAGAGGUCUGGCGGAGAAAUCUCACCCUCUCAGUCAACCGAAGGUUUCAACUUGAUGCGAAGCAUAGACCAACCUAUUCCCCAAAAGGAAUCCCGAACAAAUUUUAGAAUAUUGGAACUAGAAGUGGAAGGCAAAAAAUAUUACAUCGUGGAAGCUUAUUUUCCUAAAAUUGUUGACAGCACUGAAAUCUCGCUCAAUAUUGGAGAGGAUAGACUUCUUGUCAACUCCAAGAAAGGAUCAGUUUUAGCCGAUACCUUCUUCAAAUCCAAUGUGGUAGCAAACGAGUGUCGGUGUCAAUUUAACACAAAAUGUCAGGUCCUGACAAUUAUAGCUCCAAUUGCAUGAGAAAACGGAAACUGGUCGUGAAUGCAAAAUGUCCAAAUGUACAUCCCUGUGAUCGCUUCGGCAAAUAUGGGAGGGAAGCUCCAAGAAAAAUCUUCUACAUUAUUGUAUGUUAUUUUUCGUAAUUUACAUGCCAUAGACUCAAAAACUGAAUGAAUACUUUCCUAAAAAUUAGUUGAAUAGAAAUACACAAAUGGAAUAAAAUAUCAUUAAAACAGUUAGGUAUUUCUGGCUAGAGGCGACGCCUCAUAAACUUUAUACGAGUAAUAUUAUUUACUGAAAAUAAUCUGCUGAAAUGCGUAAAAAUUUUGACUUACGAUCGUCUUAUUUGCUUCGCUAAUAUCUAUUUCUUUGGCGGCAAGAGCUCCGUAAAAUUCUUUUUCUUUGGCGGCAAGCCGUUUCAUGAGAGAUUGUGUCAAUUUUUUUUCUUCCGACUGUUCCUUGAGUGAUGCAAAUUCAUACUGAUAAAUAAAUUAAGUUUUAUGGGAUUCGUAUUUGAAAAUGUAAUCUAUAUUAACAAAAGCGCCACUCCACUGACUGAUCUCUGUAUCUCUGGAUGGUUCGAGUCUUGUUUAAAGCGGAUGUAAGACUUUCCUCAGUGUAUGUAUCUAAUUUCGUUGUCUUAUGUAUGAUGUCAGACCCGCACCAGAAGAAUAAUGCCCAGCACUCGCAAAAUGACUCUGCUGUAAAAUCUGCAUCUUUUACCAAUUCCUGAAUUCUUUUCGUUCCGUUGGUGUUUCCCUCUAGAAUUGUAUGGCUCAGCUUUUCAUGAAAAGUGAGCUGUUCUUUUAUGGUAUUGAAUUUACCUGAUGUUUUUAACGCUGUAGCAUACAUACCUUCAACUACAUCAAGUUUAUUUCUGAUCGGUAAGAGUGGCAUGAUAUUCUCCACUGUUUUAUUCAGUUGGGCUUUUUCUUUUUUGCCCGAUUUGAGAUUUUGGUUGUCAAACCUUAAACUAAAACACAAUGGCCAUUUCGGCUUUCACAGCCAUCAUCAGAUGAUUAAAAACGAAAAACGAACUAAAAUUACAACGAAA